GGUGAUUGAGGCUGACUACAACUUGGAGAAAAUGUUAGAACUCUUCGAACAAAACCGGGCCCAGAUAUUAACUCCAGAGAAUUGGAAGCACGGCUCAUAGGACAGAAGCAGUCUACAGGACGAUGCCAGAAUCCCAACGGGGCCAGGCUAGCUAUUAGGAAGAGCUUGGAAGCAUUUCCUCUCAGAAGGCCUUUUAUCUGGUCAGAUUAAUUUUCUUAGGGCCUUUUCUGUUCAUCACAGGGGCCAACAAUUUUGUCUGUCAGACCCUUAGUGUUUACAACACACAUUCCCUUUGGUGCCUUUCCCCUAGUGGCUUCCUGCUGCUGCAGCCCUCCACUGAAGUCCUCUGGAAGAGCACUUGCUGUAUCCAUGUAUCCAUGGUUUCCUGCUGGGUGCUGUGCAUGAGGGCUGCUGUGUGGGGAGUGAGGUCACCGUCUUCCAUCCCAGGGAAGGAUAUGAAGCUCUGAGAGGUGCAGGGAACCCUUGGAGCCAGUGCACAGCAGAACAGGCACCAUUCCUCCUGAGCUGCUCCCUGCUGGCCUGUUGCUCUGUGCUGUACUCACCGCCUGGUCCCCAUGCAUCUUUGUGAGGAGAGCUGGCAGUGUGCAGACCCUAUCACAUUUCAUUACCGAACGAUUUUCGAGGAAAAUCAUCUCUAGUUUUUGACACAGUGGUGUUGCUUGGUCUGUGCCCAGUGUUGAGUGGUUUCCUGGCAUGAGGCUGCUGCAGCCUCUGCUCCUUGUCACCUGGACCUUGGGUCCACAGGAAAAUCCUACAUUGGCCCCUGAAUGUUGCCAGUAGCCCAAGGGAGGAAGGUUCUGCCAAAACUGCCAGUUCCAUGUCAUUCCAGAUCAGGACAAUGGCAGUUGGGGUCUAGAUGCUUUGCCCUGUGCUGAGCAGGGGAGAGAGUCAGGGGCAGUCAAGGCCUUAUCACUCUCUCCUGUUCUUGUGUGAGGAGCUGUGCCCUUGGAAUCACCGAAUGCUUGUGCCCCAGGGAGAGAGACAAGUGGCCUUAAGCCUUUUGAAGUGUUUUUCCAUCUGAGUGGAUGUGCCAGGCCAGAAAGCAUGAAGCCAUCUUUAUUGAUCAGA
Molecule: messenger RNA, 1089 nt
Organism: Nannospalax galili (Upper Galilee mountains blind mole rat)
Lineage: Eukaryota; Metazoa; Chordata; Mammalia; Rodentia; Spalacidae
Gene: Tk2
Product: thymidine kinase 2
Biological process (GO): nucleobase-containing compound metabolic process
Cellular component (GO): cytoplasm; mitochondrion
Molecular function (GO): ATP binding; deoxynucleoside kinase activity
Source: RefSeq, a predicted model, not a curated record